Molecule: messenger RNA, 1044 nt
Organism: Gordionus sp. m RMFG-2023
Lineage: Eukaryota; Metazoa; Nematomorpha; Gordioida; Chordodea; Parachordodidae
Product: collagen alpha-2(I) chain-like
Exons: 3
Coding region: 1-1044 (347 amino acids)
Source: RefSeq, a predicted model, not a curated record
AUGACAGAAACAAUAUGUGUUCCCACUCUAGCUUUUGCUACUAAACUGAUAAAAGCGCUACCCUCUACUAAUGAAAUACUAAAUAAUGAUAUAAGUUUUUCGAUAGUGCUUCCAAUUGUUCCUCCAACUUCUUCACUAAAUCUUGGCAAAGUAAAAAUUGUUGGGUCAGUUGGUAAAGUAAAAAUUGAUGGGAGAGUUGGCAAAGUAAAAAUUGUUGGGUCAGUUGGUAAAGUAAAACUUGGUGGGAGAGUUGGUAAAGUAAAAAUUGUUGGGUCAGUUGGUAAAGUAAAAAUUGUUGGGAGAGUUGGUAAAGUAAAAAUUGAUGGGAGAGUUGGCAAAGUAAAAAUUGUUGGGUCAGUUGGUAAAGUAAAACUUGGUGGGAGAGUUGGUAAAGUAAAAUCCGUUGGGUCAGUUGGUAAAGUAAAACUUGGUGGGAGAGUUGGUAAAGUAAAGAUUGUUGGAUCAGUUGGUAAAGUAAAACUUGGUGGGAGAGUUGGCAAAGUAAAAAUUGUUGGGUCAGUUGGUAAAGUAAAACUUGGUGGGAGAGUUGGUAAAGUAAAAAUUGAUGGGAGAGUUGGCAAAGUAAAAAUUGUUGGGUCAGUUGGUAAAGUAAAACUUGGUGGGAGAGUUGGUAAAGUAAAAAUUGUUGGGUCAGUUGGUAAAGUAAAAAUUGUUGGGUCAGUUGGUAAAGUAAAACUUGGUGGGAGAGUUGGCAAAGUAAAAAUUGUUGGGUCAGUUAGUGAAGUAAUAAUUGGUGGGAGAGUUGGUAAAGUUGAAAUUGACGGGAGAGUUGGUAAAGUAGGAUUUGACGGGAGAGUUGGUAAAGUUGGAAUUGGCGAGAGAGUUGGUAAAGUAAGAAUUGGCGGGAGAGUUGGUAAAGUAGGAAUUGGCGGGAUAGUUGGUAAAGUUGGAAUUGGCGAGAGAGUUGGUAAAGUAGGAAUUGGCGGGAGAGUUGGCAAAGUAAUCAAUGUCGGUAUUGUAGGUGUCGUAAUAAGGGGUAGCGUAAUAGGGGGUAGCAUAAAAGGAGGUAGGCUGGCAGCAUGA